Molecule: messenger RNA, 512 nt
Organism: Frankliniella occidentalis (western flower thrips)
Lineage: Eukaryota; Metazoa; Arthropoda; Insecta; Thysanoptera; Thripidae
Product: pancreatic lipase-related protein 2-like
Biological process (GO): lipid metabolic process
Molecular function (GO): lipase activity
Source: RefSeq, a predicted model, not a curated record
GCACGACCUACGCGUCCGCCUCCGCCGGGGAGCAGUAGUGCCGGGGCUCGGAGCACGACGCCACUGUCCGGCAGGGUUCCGGGGCGCGCACACCCGCCUCCAUCGCCAUGGUGCUCCCGCAGACUGUGCUCCUGUGCCACACCUUCCAGACCGUGCUGGCUGGCACUCCGUAUGUAGUGUCGCUGCUCCCCCGGGGGGACUGCCACGCCUGCUGCGAAACACUCGAGGACGACGUCCAGUUCUACCAACACCUCCGUACUUCACGGCCGGCUGGAACGUCAACUUUGUGACCAUGGACUGGGGCCCGCUGGCCGCCUUCCCCUGGUACGCUAACGCCGUCGCCAACUCGAGGGCGGCGGGCGCGCGCCUGGCGCACUUCCUCGAGGGCCUGUUCCGGGACGGCGUCGACCCCUGGAACACCCACGUGCUCGGAUUCAGCCUCGGCGCUGAGGUGGCGGGCUUCGCCGGCAAGAACCUGACGCAGCAGGGGCGUCGUCUCGGCCGCAUCACGG